UGGCCUGGACUGGGGAAGCCAUAGGAGGUGGAAGGAAGGUGAACACAGCUGAUGUUUUACUGAGCUGAGUGCUCAGUGUCUGCCAGGCCCUGUGUUCUAAGCACAUUAGACAUAUCGUCUCGCGUACCCCUCCAGUCGACUCUCGGGGCCCCAUUGUACAGAUAAAGAAAAGGCUUGGGGAUUAGAGGAUCAGGUAAGGCAAUAUAAGAGUAGCAAAAACAAAUUGAAGAGCUUGCUCAGGCUUGACAAGGUGGGGGUUGCCAUCCAUGAGACCCUAGCCCUGGACCAGGAUGGGCCAGAGGCUGGAGAACACGAGUUUCAUUUGGACAUGUUGUCUGGGGGCCUUUGUGACAUCCAAUCAGAGAGGUCCCCUGCAGAGUUAGAUAUUCAUUCAGGCCUGAGGCUCUGGGAGAAGCCGGGUUGACUGUAAGAGGUUUGGGGAUCCAUGGCUAGAAGCCAUGGACGCAGGUGAACUUGGCCAGGGAGCACGUGGAGAGUGAAGAGAGGUGCAAACACAGGGAGCCCCGGUGUGUGGGGCCGGGAAGGAAGAGCAGUGGCAAAGGAGCAGCUAAGGGGGCCGUCAGAGGUAGGGGAGUCCUGCGGGGCACGAGGAGGCUUCUCAGAGCACAGGGGAGGGGAGACAAGGAAGCAGAUGUUCACGUCAUCCCUCAUUGCAGAGACAGGUUGAGAAGUAUGCACUAGAAACAAAGAACAGGGUCACCGUCAGGCCUGCUGGAGUGGUUUUCAUGGGGCAGUGGGGGCCGGAACCAGAAGGGGACUGAGUGACAGGCGAGGGAGUGGGACCAGACUGGGGCCUGCCUUUCCGCAGCAUGGCCAUGGAGGUGAGGGCCGAGCGGGGGGGAGGCGGCUGAGGGCUUACUUACUGUUGAGAAAUGAAGGUUUGCCUUUAGCAUGUCCUAAAAUUUUCCAUUUACAGCCUUGAUUUUAAUUAAUUGGUAGAGCUUCGGUAACUCCAUCCUACUGGGAACUUACAAAGUACAGUAAAACUUCAGCUAGCCAGAAUUCUUGGCAAAUGGGCCACUCAGGAAAACGAACAUUUAUUGGCGUGAAAAGAUUUGAAAUAUAGGAUUUCUUUUUAAAAACAUUUUUAGUAUGGAUAUAAUCACAUAAACAUAUGCAGUAGGGAGAAGACUGUAAUGAACCCCCACAUCCUCACCAUCCCACGUGAAUAGUAGCUCCAGACCAGUCCUGUGCCCUCCACACCCCACUGCCCCCAAACUCUGGGACACUUGGAAGCAAACCCUAGACAUUUUAUCACUUCGUUUGUACAGCUUUGGUACGUUUCUCUAAGAGACAAAACCCUUUUUUAUAAACCGUGACCACAAUACCAUUAUCACACCUAAAAUCUUUAACAAUAAUUCCUUAAUUUAAUCAAGCAUUCAUUGUUCGGAUUCCCCAACAGUCUCAUUCCCCCCCCCCCCCACCCCGGUUGGUGGGUUAAAAUUAGGCUCCAAACAAGUCCACACAUGGCAUUUAUUUGCUCUGUCUGUUAAGACUCCCUUUCUUCUCUUCGUGUCAUUUGCGUGUUGAGGAAACCGGGCUGCCCGGAGGCAUGUGUGUUUGGGAAUGUGGGACAGAGCUGGGCACCACAGCGGAGCGAGCAGGACGGGGAAGUCCGGGGUUGGCAGGAUGAUGACCAGAUAGUCGGGGCACCUAGCUGCGGGAAGGAGGCAGGAUGUGGAGGCCCGUCCUGAGCAAGGGGAGAGGCCAGGGCUGCUGAGGGCUGGGGCCUGUCCUCAUGAUCCCUGAGGCCUUACGGCUGCCGGAGCUGAAGAGAGGUGGAAAGAUGGCCAGGGCCCAGGAAUGGGGCAGAGCCAGGUGGGCGACAGGUCAGGGGUCAGGCUGGAGAUGAGGAAGGGGCUGGGCCUGAGGUCAGGCCUAGAAGGAACAGGAUGUCUGUUGGGGCUGAAGGGAGAGAGGGGAGUGCCAACAGAAACCAGCUCCUCCCCACCUGGCCCCGUCCCCAGGGCCCCUCCCCUGGCCUCCCAGCUGCGGCUCCACUCAGGGGCCCAGACACCAGUUCCCUUCACAAUGCUGGUGAUCAGGGGCCCUGAUCCCUUGUUCUGCCUUCUCCUCCUCCUGCUCGUGGGCCCCCACAACCCCGUGGGGGCCAGUCCUCCUCAGAGAAGGUUUGAGUAUAAGCUCAGCUUCAAAGGACCAAGACUGGCGUUGCCUGGGGCUGGAAUACCCUUCUGGAGCCAUCAUGGAGAUGCCAUACUGGGCCUGGAGGCAGUGCGGCUGGCCCCAUCCAUGCGGAACCGCAGCGGCGCCGUGUGGAGCAGGGCCCCUGUCCCCUUCUCUGCCUGGGAGGUGCAUGUGCAGAUGAGGGUGACCGGGCCAGGGCGGCGGGGAGCCCAGGGCAUGGCCGUGUGGUACACCAGGGGCAGGGGCCAAGUAGGCUCUGUCCUGGAGGGGCUGGCCUCGUGGGACGGCAUCGGGAUCCUCUUCGACUCCUCCACCGAGGAUACCCAGAACAGCCCCAUCAUCCGUGUACUGGCCAGUGAUGCGCACACUCGCUACGAGCCGCGUGGGGAUGCAGCCAGUGGGGUGCUGGGCUCCUGCCGCCGGGACUUCCGCAACCUGCCCAACCCCCUCAGAGUUCGGAUCACCUACUGGGGGCAGAGGCUGCGGGUGUCCUUGAACAGUGGCCUCACUCCCAACGACUUAGAUGAGGUCUGUGUUGACGUGGGUCCACUGCUUUUGGCUCCUGGAGGUUUCUUUGGGGUCUCGGCAGCCACUGGCACCCUGGCAGAUGACCAUGACAUCCUGUCCUUCCUGACCUUCAGUCUGAGUGAGCCGGAUCCAAAGCCUCCCCCACCGCCCUUUCUGGAGAUGGAGCAGCUCCGGCUGGUGAAGCAGCUGGAAGGGCUUCGGGCAAGGCUGGCCCUGGGUGCCAGGGAGGAUGUGAUCCCAAAGCUGAGCUCCGAAGUCCAGGAAGAGGGAAAAAGGAUCCUUGGCCUGGAAGAGACGCUGGGCAGACACCGCCAGAUCCUGCAGGCUCUCCAGGGUCUCUCCAGACAGUUGGCCCAGGCCGAGAGGCAGUGGAAGAAGCACCUGGGGACCCCAGGCCAUGCCAGGCCUGAAGGAGCCUGGGAUUCUGCCAAGGUCAGCGCCCUGCUCCGUGGACAGAGGUCUCUGCUCCAGGACCUGCAAGAGAUGAGGGAUGCAGCUGCCCACGUGGUCUCAAAAGCCCAGCUCUUCUAUCUGCCUGUGGGCACCAAGCAUCAUUUCUCAGAGCUGGCCCAGAUCCUGGGCCUCCUGCAGAAGGAUCUUCGGGGCCCACUGAAAGCGGCAGCCAAGAACCGCCGCCCACCUGGCCAACCCCCAGGAGCCUCCUCGUGCCUGCGGCCCAGCAUCUUCUUGUUCUUCCUCCUCAUUCAGACUAUAGGCUUCUUCUCUUAUGUGCACUUCAGUAGGCAGGAGCUGGACAAGAGCCUUCAGGACUGUUUGUCCACAGGCAGCCCUCCUCUGUGUCCUGCACCACGCAUUCCUGGGGCCCUGGGGAUUCUGAGGAGGCAGCCUCUCUCCUCCAGCAUACACGCAUGACUCACCUCAAAGCCCUGAAGGAAUCUCCCCAGGAAGUGGAUGGUGUCCAGGGGGUGAGGGUUUGGCCCGUACUUCUCCUUCUGGGUGCCCAGCUCCUGCCCACACCUUAGCUUUUGGGUAGCUCCAAUCUUAUUAAAGGUGAUUUCCAUCUCCCCA
Molecule: messenger RNA, 3723 nt
Organism: Prionailurus viverrinus (fishing cat)
Lineage: Eukaryota; Metazoa; Chordata; Mammalia; Carnivora; Felidae
Gene: LMAN1L
Product: lectin, mannose binding 1 like
Exons: 13
Coding region: 1825-3567 (580 amino acids)
Biological process (GO): Golgi organization; endoplasmic reticulum to Golgi vesicle-mediated transport; endoplasmic reticulum organization
Cellular component (GO): COPII-coated ER to Golgi transport vesicle; endoplasmic reticulum membrane; endoplasmic reticulum-Golgi intermediate compartment
Molecular function (GO): D-mannose binding
Source: RefSeq, a predicted model, not a curated record